This is a messenger RNA of Sitodiplosis mosellana (orange wheat blossom midge), 1115 nucleotides long. RefSeq lists its product as uncharacterized. Bases 109 to 888 code for a protein of 259 amino acids. The transcript is spliced from 4 exons. The record is from RefSeq and is a predicted model, not a curated record. Lineage: Eukaryota; Metazoa; Arthropoda; Insecta; Diptera; Cecidomyiidae. Gene Ontology annotation, molecular function: oxidoreductase activity.
GUCAGUUGAUUUUUCGUCUUGAGUUUGGAAAUUUCGUCUUUAAAACUUUAACCAAUCGAUUAAAUUAUUGUUUGCUCAUUUUAAAUAAAAUUAAUUGGAACGGGAAAAAUGUCAUUCAAGAACAAGGUCAUCUUAAUUACAGGUGCGAGCAGUGGCAUAGGGGCAGCGUGUGCAGAGUUUUUCGCUGUCAACGGAGCUCAUCUUGCUUUGGUUGGACGCAAACCGGAAAGGUUUGAAGUGGUUGUGGCUCAAAUUAAGAAGAAAAGUGUCGAAAGGGAGCCAUUGGUGAUUUUGGCAGACAUCUCCGUUGAUUAUGAACGUAUCAUAAGUGAAACGAUCGGAAAGUACGGUCGUUUAGAUGUGUUGAUCAACAAUGCUGCAUUUUCGAUUCCUGGCUCAUUUGUAAAUGUGAAGCCAGAGCAUUUCGACGCGGUAAUAGGAGCAAAUGUUCGCGGUACUUUUCUGCUUACCCAACUAGCCGUCCCUUAUUUGAUUUCAUCGAAAGGAAAUAUUGUCAAUGUAUCUAGCGUUGCUGCCUUGAAACCGUUUCCAGGCUCCAUUGUGUAUUGCAUAUCAAAAGCUGCGCUAGAUCACUUUACUCGAUGCCUUGCACUUGAGCUAGCUAGCAAAGGCGUUCGAGUCAAUUCAAUUAAUCCGGCUGUGAUUGACACAAACUUCCGCGAUUAUCUUGGCAUGGAUCGAAAUGGAGAGGAAUAUGCUGCGCUACUGAAGAACAUGGCAAGCAUGCAUCCGGUUGGAAGGGUUGGUGAAUCGGAAGAAUGUGUAAAUGCGAUUGCAUUUUUGGCUAAUGACAAUGCAGCAUUCAUCACGGGUGUUAUACUACCCAUUGACGGUAAUAAUUAUUGUUCAUCCAAACGCGUAACAUAAUGCAAUAAUUCAUUUUUUUUUCAGGUGGAUUAACAAUCAGCAACUCCUCGCCACUGCAAGUCGCUUUGAAAUCUUAAAGACAACGUGUUUUUUAUUUUAUAACAAAGUAUUGAAAAAUUCCAUAGAAAAAUAUUUUCCACCUUUGAAAAAAGCGAUCAGUCCCAGCGUUGUUAUUACUUUGGAAAAACUUUGUAUAAAAAUAUGCAUUAAAUAAUUUUUGGAUGUAA